Molecule: messenger RNA, 1952 nt
Organism: Perca flavescens (yellow perch)
Lineage: Eukaryota; Metazoa; Chordata; Actinopteri; Perciformes; Percidae
Product: zona pellucida-like domain-containing protein 1
Exons: 9
Coding region: 1-1113 (370 amino acids)
Source: RefSeq, a predicted model, not a curated record
AUGACAGUUAAAUGUGGCGCCAGUAUGAUCACCCUGGAAAUCAACCUGUGCACGGCUCAGUGGUCGGGCUUCAUGGGCACAGACCUGGCUCUGAACGGGAACCACAACACUACGGCGUGCCAGGGCUCUAGCGACACCAGUGUGAACCCUCCAAUCAUCCGUUAUCAGCUUCCUGUUAACCAGAGCCAGGAUAACCCCUGCCGCCAGUCUCUGCAGAUUGUAGAUGAGGCUCCGGACCCCACAGGUCCCUUCAGCAGCUUCUCAAGUAUCCAGUCAGUUAUCAUCACCGGGUUCCUUGACACACCGAACUCUUACCAGGGGUUGAUCAGCUACAACACUGACCUCUACUAUCACUUCUCCUGCCGCUACCCACUGGAGUACCUGCUCAACAACACACAGAUUGUGACCUCCUCAGUGUCCGUGGCGAACAGCAAUAAUAACGGAACCUUCAUUGAUACACUGAAAAUGAGUGUUUUUAAUGGCUCUGACUAUGGCUUCCCAUUAGUGGUACCUUCGACAGGGCUUGCGCUACGAACCAGGAUCUUUGUGCAGGUCCAAGCUGUUAACCUCACAGGAAAUUUCUAUGUACUGCUGGAUCAAUGCUUUGCCACUCCCACUCCUUACAACAUAUCACAAAAUGAGCAGUUCAACUUCUUCACCGGCUGUUCAGUGGACCAAAGGACAUCUGUGACAAGCAAUGGCAUUUCCACGGUUGCCCGAUUUAACUUUGAGGCCUUCCGCUUUACCGCUUACCGAGACCAGGCAAAGUCCAGCAUCUAUCUGCACUGCAUGCUGAGACUCUGUGAGCCCAGCAAAUGUCAAGUGCUGUUGUCUUCCUGUAACAACAGAAGAAAAAGAUCUGUGACUCCUUUUGGAAAAGAAACCAGCGAAUCUGCCACUGUUUCAGUUGGACCUCUUUACACUGCCAGAGAAGACAUACCAUAUGCAGCUGCCUACAGUAAUAACAUGGCAUCAGAGAGGGAUAACGUGAACGUGACGGGCCUGGUGGUGGGGGUGGUGUUUGGCUUGGCUGCUACUGUCUUGCUGGUUCUUGGUGGCUGGUUCACCCUGAAGAAGUUUUAUUGGGGGGGAGGAUUACUUCAUGACAAAUGACAAAUUGUCUUCGCCUCGUCGCCUCACAGCAUAUUGUGACUCUCUGACAAAACAAAAAUGAUGUGCUUCUCUAAAUCAAGGAACACAGACGAUGCUUGUCAGAUUGUUACACUAGAUGAGAAAGUAAUUGAACGAGUAUCAGUCUACAAAUAUCUUGGUUUCUUCUUAGAAGAAAGUUUGUCCAUAGCAGCAUAUAGAGUGUUUAAAAAAAAAACUUAGAGUAAAGUUUCUAUUAUAGAAACAAAGGCUGUUUCUCUUUUAAUGCGAGAAAAACACUUAUACAAGCAACAUUUAUGUCAAUGCUGGAUUAUGGUGAUAUUUUAUACAUGCAUGCAAAUCAAUCUUCUUUGAAAAUGCUGGACUCUGUACACCAUGCAGCACUAAGAUUUGUAACUAAUUCUAGUUUUUGUACUCAUCACUGUAGCUUGUAUGAGAGUGUUGGUUGGCCUUCUUUGCACAAUCGCAGGUUGGAGUGUUGGUAUAUUUUUCUAAGGUAAACUGCCUCCUUACUUAUGUUCUCUCCUGACUCCUAAAGUCACCACCAGGAAACAUUAUCUUCGAUCAUAUGGGCAAAUCAUGUAUGACAUUCCGCAAACUGUCUUCAGUGAAAGUGCCUUUAAAGUUUCAUCCUGGUAUAAAUUGCAGAAUCAUCUUAAAUUAGACUACCAACCAACAAUGACACAAUUUAAAAUUAGGAUAAAGGACUAUUUGUGUACUAAAUGCACAUGUGCUGUUACUGAGCGCUGCUGGUGAUUAUGUUGAGAUAAUGUUAAAUUGCCAACUGUCUUUUUCUGUUUUCUGUUUUUCACUAUAUAUUUUAAUAUGGAACUAUUAUACUG